Molecule: messenger RNA, 3143 nt
Organism: Salpingoeca rosetta
Lineage: Eukaryota; Choanoflagellata; Craspedida; Salpingoecidae
Exons: 13
Coding region: 1-3087 (1028 amino acids)
Molecular function (GO): calcium ion binding
Source: RefSeq, a predicted model, not a curated record
AUGCGACAGCAAGGGGUCACCAUCGUCGCGCUGACGGCAUUGGCAGUGGUGUUAGUGUGUGGCAUCCGGUGCGUGGAGGCUGGAAGAGUCAGGGUGUACGCCAAGAGCGCCAGCGUGCCAUCACAUGUGGACUACUUCAGCGACGCGGAUGUGUAUGUCAGGUUUCGAGUGGAAGGUGUCACAGACUACAUCAAGACAAGAGAGAUUGAGAGCAACAGUCCAACAUGGAACCAGUGGCUGGACUUUGGGCGAACGGACAUUAGGCCCUCGGGAACGGUGCGAGUGCAAAUGUGGGAUGGUGACUUUUUUGGCGGUGACUUGAUUGCCGAAGACACGUUUGACUUCUCGUUCAGCGGAUGCAACAAGCAGACAACUUCUUACACGCUUCGCCAAGCCGCAUACACAACAGUUUGGUCGUUCAACAUCCGGAUCAAAAUUGGCACGACCACCUUUGACUUUACUCUCGAAUACACCCCAACCAACCUGUGUUCAACGUCGUAUUGCGAUGCGACCUCGACCACAUGUUCCUGCCGCUCCGACAACAGCGCAACGUGCUCCUGCAAGAGCGGGUACACCUAUGUUGAUGCACGGCGUUGCAAAGAACGCAACAUCUGCACCAACAACGUCAAAGGUUGCGACCUCUCCUCCACCACGUGCCGCAAGACUGGGCCAGGCACGGCCGAGUGCGACUGCAAGUCUGGCUACCGCCGCAGGACCUCCACCUCAUGUGCCGCCAUCAACCCGUGCAGCGACAACCCCAACAUCUGUGGCAGGAACUCCCAGUGCUCCAUGACGGGACCAGGCACGUACAGGUGCACGUGCGAGGAUGGCUACUCCUCGUCGACAGCCGACAACAAGAACUGCAGGCCCAUCGACAGAUGCGAGCUGAACACGGACACAUGCGACGGCAACAACACCAUCUGCGAAUACGUAGGACCAAACAGGUUCAAGUGCACGCCAUGUCCAGACGGCCACAAGGCGACGGACGACGAGUGCAUGCAGAUUAACCCGUGCAUGGAGAACGAAGGCAUCUGCGGCGACAACGCGACUUGUGAAUUUGCCGGACCUGGCAAGUACACGUGCCUGUGCGCGAGUGGAUACGAGCACGACUCGCCCACAGAUAAGUGCACGCCCAUCAACCGCUGCGAACAGACACCAGGCCCAUGCGGCGACAACUCCAAGUGCUCUCCAACAGGUCCCGGCACAUACACGUGCCUGUGCGAGCAAGGGUACGAGUCCGAUGACAGCGCCCAGACGAACUGCUCGCCCAUCAACCCGUGCGACACGAACAACGGCGGGUGUGGUUCCAACUCCCAAUGCGAUCACACGGGACCAGGCACGCGCAGGUGCACGUGCGACGCUGGCUUCAGGAGUACCUCCAACGACGGAGCAAACUGUGUGGAGAUUGACCCGUGUGUCACCGACAACGGAGGCUGCGGCAAUGCAAGCACCACCUUGUGCAUGAAGACGGGCCCGAACGAGCGCGAGUGCAGCUGCAGGGACGGAUUCACGUCGGAGACGGGGCGCGACUGCAUCUGGAUCAACCCAUGCGUCAACGAGGACUACGGCGGCUGUCUGCAAGCAACAGAGAUCUGCAUGAACACGGGCCCCAAUGAGAACAAGUGUGACUGCCGCACCGGCUUUGAGUUUGACGAAGAGACCGGACACUGCCAGUGCGGUGACCGGCCGGCAUGCCCAGAGUUUUCGGCGUGUCAGGACUCUUCAUGCGUGUGCGAAGGGGGUUUGCGGUUGGUGGAGACAGACGUGGGUGACCUGGCCUGUGCCCCAACUACCACCACAACCACAACAACAACAACAACAACAACAACAACAACAACAACAACAACAACAACAACAACAACAACAACAACAACAACAACAACAACAACAACAACAACAACAACAACAACAACACCCACCACCACCAUCACUACAACCACCACCACCACCACCACCACAACAACAACAACCAGCACAUCUGCUUCCCCCAUCGUUGUCACCACGACACCGUACACUGCGGCAGCAGGAACAACCACAACGACUACUGCUGCAAUUGGCACCACGGGCCGUCAUCACAAGCAAGCACAGCCCACCUCUACCACGUCCACGUCUGCCGUGUUCACCAUUGCACCUCCGAAUCGCCAGCGAUCGUCCACGUCAUCUGCUGCAGAUCCCGUUGUCAUUGGUGCCGGCAUUGGCGGCGCACUCGUCGGGUGUGCACUCCUCAUCAGCGUUGUUGUCCUCUUUGUUCGACGUCGCCGCGGCCGCCAUGACGGCCAUCACGACACGACAACCACGGCACCACCAUCUCAUCCACCCGUGUAUGGUCGGGGUGUUCCCCCUCCACUGGCGAGCAUGUCCACCACCAACCCGCUGUUUGUUGGCGACGCCAUGAUGGAGCCAGCAGGCAUGCAGCCGGCCUGGCUGCCCGAGGAGGACGCAACCGCCUUUGAUCUUGAUCCCAGCAACCACUACGACAAUCUGCAAGAAGAUGAUGCCAGCAAUGUGGCUGACAACUGCUACGACAGCGUUCAGCCUGCCGAUGACCAGCGCACAUAUUUGACGCCAGGCCAAUCUAAGCAGCACGCCCCAGCAUAUCAUGUCCCGAACGUGAUGGGUGGUGGCGGUCCAACACAACACACCCGCAAUCGCGACUACGAGCAGCCCACAUCCACGCAGCAGCACUGCUACGACAGCCUGCAGCCCGAGUACAGCAGCAGCAGCAGCAGCAACCAUUGUCACCACCACUACGAUUUUGUUGCGGCGCAGCCAGAGUACGACAAUCCUGGCACCAUCUAUGAUGUCGCUGAAAGUUUUGUGCAAGUGCAGAACGAGAAUGGUUACGCGCAGCUGCAAGGCCCCUUUGCGACAUAUGCCGCUACACAGCGCCAGCAGGGACAACACCCACGAUCCGAUGUCGUGUACGAUGUGGCGUCCCCGUCUUUCACUGAACGACCAACUCAUCACCACCAGCACCACCUGUAUGAUGUUGGCAGCGACACGGGUGCUGGCCCACGCCGUGUCCGCUCCAUCAGCAGCUCUGAAACUGCACCAAUCUACGAUAUGGCGAGCGACUCACACGCAUGAAAAACGAGAGUGUGUCAUGGGCUGGCAAGUGUUUGUGUGUGUGUGUGUGUGUGUGU